Oryzias melastigma (Indian medaka) is the source of this 2893-nucleotide messenger RNA. RefSeq names its product growth factor receptor-bound protein 2b (gene grb2b). The transcript is spliced from 6 exons. The coding region runs from base 465 to 1118 and encodes 217 amino acids. Gene Ontology annotation, molecular function: protein binding. Lineage: Eukaryota; Metazoa; Chordata; Actinopteri; Beloniformes; Adrianichthyidae. The record is from RefSeq and is a predicted model, not a curated record.
CGUCACGCAGACGCAGACACAGACGCAGGCGCAGACGUGUCCCGCUGCUCUGCAGUCUGAUUCACGAGCUGCUCGGAGCUGACAGGGAGGAGCUCCAGUCCCAGCAGCCCGCAAAGCCUCGCUUCUCUCGGUGGAAGGAAGCGGAAAUACACGUCGAACAGCGUCUGCUACCAGCUAGCUUCAGGCUCCGAAAACGGGCUGCGAGCGAUUCCUCCUCGUCGGUUUGCUCUCCAUAGGAAGCGGGGAGAGCUCAGUUACACGGUUGCGUUUUGGUUAUUACGGAGACGGAUUUGAAAACGGAAUAUCGUGAACAGUACAGCACUGCGCCCUGUAUGUGAGGUGAAAGUCGUGAAGGAGCGGGACAGGAGGAGAGACUCGGAGAAGCACAUCCAUCUGCCCACGGUUGUCUGGAUUCUUUCAGGUUCUGUCGUAGAAACCCAACGGCAUCCAAGUCCAGUUCCAGCAUGGAGGCCAUCGCCAAAUACGAUUUCAAAGCUACUGCUGAUGAUGAGCUCAGUUUCAAGCGUGGAGAAGUCCUCAAGGUAUUAAAUGAAGAAUGUGAUCAGAACUGGUACAAAGCAGAGCUAAAUGGAAAAGAUGGAUUCAUCCCCAAGAACUACAUAGAGAUGAAAGCCCAUCCGUGGUUCUUCGGGAAGAUUCCUCGCGCCAAAGCAGAGGAGAUGCUGAACAAACAGAGGCUUGACGGGGCCUUCCUCAUCAGAGAGAGCGAGAGCGCACCGGGGGACUUCUCCCUGUCUGUCAAGUUUGGAAAUGACGUGCAGCACUUCAAGGUUCUCCGCGAUGGAGCUGGAAAGUAUUUCCUAUGGGUGGUGAAGUUUAACUCUCUCAAUGAGUUGGUUGAUUACCACCGCACCACUUCAGUCUCCCGCAAUCAGCAAAUCUUUCUGCGAGACAUAGAGCAGGUUCCCCAGCAUCCUACAUACGUACAAGCGCUCUUCGACUUCGACCCCCAGGAGGAAGGCGAGCUGGGCUUCAGACGCGGCGACUUCAUUCAGGUCCUGGACAACUCUGACCCCAACUGGUGGAAAGGAGGCUGCCACGGCCAGACGGGCAUGUUCCCGCGCAACUACGUCACGCCCGUCAGCCGGAACAUGUGAAUCAGCCAGGCCAUGUUCAACAGCAGCCAUCAUCAUCAUCAUUGUUUUUGAUCUCAUCACCCCCCCACCUCCACCACCUCCAGCCCGGAUCCGCCCCCCACCCCCUCAUGGCCAUCCCCACAGAAACAGCCAGAAUGCAAACAGCUGAAAGAGAACACUGCUGCGGUAGACGACAGCCAAGCAAAGUCGACUCUCAUUGAUGCCGAGAACGUUCACGCCUCCGUGGGGGGCGGAGCCGUGUCUGAGGGAAGUCUAAACGCAGAGAACCCUAAAGCAGAGAGGAGAACGGAACGAUCCGGCGCUCCCGCAGCGUCUCCACUUCCUAACAUUCUGCCUUUCACUCCUUCUUCUUUCUUUGCAGCAUGUUUUAAUCACUUUAAUGAAUUCCCUUCCAAUAAAUCCUCUCUUGUUUUAAAGGAGAAAAAAAAAGAAAUUGUUUUAAAAAUGUACAAAAAGAAAAAUGAUGUCAACAAAACAGUAGGUUUCCAUGUUAAAGACCAUUGGUAUGUGAGCAUUGUACUUCAGCUAUUGGCUGCAUAAAUGAAUCAAGUAUAGAGAGAAUCCAUUUUUUUAAGAAUAUAUAUUAUAUAUUUGUAUGUUUGUUUGUUUUACCUCUCAUCACAAAUUAUUUUCCAUUUGUAAAUUAUGUUCAAUCUCCUGUUAGUCAGGGUAAGACCUUGUAGCUCUAGAAUGUGAUGAAUUGUCUUUUUUUUUUUUUUUUUGUCUGAAUCUAUCUGAGGUUUUUCGGAUAAACCGCACGACAUCCGAGGCGCCAAAAGUUCCAUUGGGACGAGGUUUCUCUGGUCUAUAACGCAACUACAGUCAGUUCUUUCAAGAAGCUUAAUGUCGACCAGCAAGAGGAGCUGCGAACGCUGCAAAACAACAACAAAGAAAAGCCUUUGAGGACAGCUCACUUUUUGAAAGCCGAUAUAUUUAUUGCAGCCAAUUGACUUGGGCAGUGAAUGUAGCUGACUGAAUCUGUAGACGAACAUGAGGGAAACGCAGUCAGACCCACACAACCACGCAAGGGAUUUUAAGCCGUGCUGAAUUGUUGUCAAUAGUUUGUAGAGAGCGGUGGGAGAGGACUUGUACAGGUAGACUCAUUCUCAAACACAUUCAUUGCUUGCAUGCAUCAGCAGACGCUCUCCUCCUUGUACGUGCACGAAGCAAAGGGGCGGAGUCCGGCUAACCACGCUGACUAACCACCGGUGAAAACCUGCAGCUGGCACAGAUUCAGAGUUCGGAGAACUGUGAGAUUGUCUGUUCUGUUUUCCUUUAUUUUGCUAACAUUUGAAAGACGAGCUGAGAUGAUGUAAAAGUGUUUUUUGUCUUUUUUUUUUUUGUCCAUCGUGGUGUGUGGUCAAGCACUUUUUUGUUUUUGUCAAACCUAAGUUUUGUUCUGGUCCAAAUGUGUGUUUGUUUACUGUGUUUGUGUUUAUUUUCUCUCUGGAUAGUGCCUUUCUCUCUGGUGUUUCAGUGUCUCUGACCUGCUACUUUGAGCCCCCCCUCCCAGCCCCCUGAAGCCCCUUUUUUGGGGCCCACCAGUCCUGCAGCCAGAAAUGAUGUAAAUAAUAAAAAAAAGAAAGAAAAGCGUCCCUCCUCUCCCCCCUCUCCUGUUUUACUCCUCCUACAUGGACCCGCUUCACCUUAGGUCUCACCAACAUGGAACUCGCCUUGUCUUAUCUAAUGAUACUGUUUUGUUUUUGCUCUUUAUUUUUUAUUUGCAUUCUUUUUUUGUUUUGUUUUCAAUGAAUAAAAAGCAAUUAUUAAACUUG